AUGUCAAUUACCACAAGGUCAGUCACCAUCGCAGACAACACAAGGUCAGUCACCCUCUCACAGUCAACACAAGGACAGUCACCAUCUCACAUUCAACACGAGGUCAGUCACCAUCUCACGUUCGACACAAGGUCAGGCACCAUCUCACAUUCAACACGAGGUCAGUCACCAUCUCACGUUCGACACAAGGUCAGGCACCAUCUCACAUUCAACAGGAGGUCAGUCACCAUCUCAGUUAACACAAGAUCAGCCGCAAUCUCACAGUCAACCCAAGGUCAGUCACCAUCUCGCAGUCAACGCAAGGUCAGUCACCAUAUCACAACCACCAUCUCACAUUCAACCCAAGGUCAGUCACCAUCUCACAGGCAACACAAGGUCAGUCACCCUCUCACAGUCAACACAAGGUCCGUAAACAUCUCACAGUCAACACAAUGUCAGUCACCAUCGCAUACAACACAAGGUCAGUCACAAUCUCACAGACAACACAAGGUAAGUCACCAUAUCACAGUCAUCACAAGGUCAGUCACCAUCUGCCAUUCAACACAAGGUCAGUCACAUCUCACAGACAACACAAGGAUAGUCACCAUCUCAGACAACACAAGCUCAGUCACCAUCUCCCAGCCAACCCAAGGUCAGUCACCAUCUUCCAUUCAACACAAGGUCAGCCACCACCUCACAGUCAACACAAGGAGGUCAGUCACCAUCUCACGUUCGACACAAGGUCAGGCACCAUCUCACAUUCAACAGGAGGUCAGUCACCAUCUCAGAUUCAACACAAGGUCAGUCGCCAUAUCACAGUCAACACAAAGUCAGCCACCAUCUCACAGUCAACACAUGGUCAGUCACCAUCUCACAGUCCACACAAGGUCAGUCACCAUAACACAGGCAACACAGGGUCAGUCACCAUCUCAGAUUCAACACAAGGUCAGUCACAUCUCACAGACAACACAAGGUAAGUCACCAUAUCACAGUCAACGCAAGGUCAGUCAUCAUUUUACAGUCAACACAAGGUCAGUCGCCAUAUCACAGUCAACACAAGGCCAGUCACCAUCUCACAGUCCACACAAGGUCAGUCACCAUGUCACAGUCAACACAAAGUCAGCCACCAUCUCACUUAACACAAGGUCAGUCACCACCUCACAGUCACCACAAGGUCAGUCCCCAUCACAGUCAACACAAGGUAAACCAACAUCACACAUUCAACACAAGGUCAACCCCCAUCUCACAUUCAACACAAAGUCAGUCACCAUCUCAGUUAACACAAGAUCAUCCGCAAUCUCACAGUCAACACAAGCUCAGCCCCCCUCUCACAGUCAACACAAGGGCAGUCACCAUUUUACAGUCAACACAAGGUCAAACACCAUCUCACAGCCAACACAAGGUCAGUCACCACCUCACAGUCAACACAAGGUCCGUAAACAUCUCACAGUCAACACAAUGUCAGUCACCAUCUCACAGUCAACACAUGGUCAGUCACCAUCUCACACAACACAAAAUGUCAGCCACCAUCUCACAGUCAACACAUGGUCAGUCACCAUCUCACAGGCAACACAAGGUCAGUCACCAACCCAUUCAACACAAGGUCAGCCACCACCUCACAGUCAACACAAGGGCAGUCACCAUAUCACAGUCAUCACAAGGUCAGUCACCAUCCCACAUUCAACACAAGGUCAAACACCAUCUCACAUUCAACAGAAGGUCAGUCACCAUCUCACGUUCGACACAAGGUCAGGCACCAUCUCACAUUCAACAGAAGGACAGUCACCAUCUCACAGUCAACCCAAGGUCAGUCACCAUCUUACAGUCAACACAAGGUCAAACACCAUCUCACAUUCAACACGAGGUCAGUCACCAUCUCACGUUCGACACAAGGUCAGGCACCAUCUCACAUUCAACAGAAGGACAGUCACCAUCUCACAUUCAACAGGAGGUCAGUCACCAUCUCACGUUCGACACAAGGUCAGGCACCAUCUCACAUUCAACACGAGGUCAGUCACCAUCUCAGACAACACAAGCUCAGUCACCAUCUCCCAGCCAACCCAAGGUCAGUCACCAUCUUCCAUUCAACACAAGGUCAGCCACUAUCUCACAGACAAAACAAUGUCACUUACCAUCACAGUCAACACAAGGUCUGUCACCAUCUCACAUUCAACACGAGGUCAGUCACCAUCUCACGUUCGACACAAGGUCAGGCACCAUCUCACAUUCAACACGAGGUCAGUCACCAUCUCACGUUCGACACAAGGUCAGGCACCAUCUCACAUUCAACACAAAGUCAGUCACCAUCUCACAGCCAACACAAGGUCAGUCACCAUCUCACAGUCAACACAAGGUCAGCCACUAUCUCACAGACAAAUCAAUGUCAAUUACCAUCACAGUCAACACAAGGUCAGUCACCAUUUUACAGUCAACACAAGGUCAGCCACCAUCUCACAUCCAACACAAGGUCAGUCACCAUCUCACAGUCAACACAAGGUCAGACACUAUCUCACAGACAAAUCAAUGUCAAUUACCACAAGGUCAGUCACCAUCUCACAUUCAACACAAGGUCACUCACCAUCUCACAUUCAACACAAGGUCAGUCACCAUAUCAGUCAACACAAGGUCAACCACCAUCUCACAGUCAACACAAGGUCAGUCACCAUAUCACAGUCAACACAAGGUCAGUCACCAUUUUACAGUCAACACAAGGUCAGCCACCAUCUCACAUUCAACACAAGGUCAGCCACCAUCUCACAUUCAACACAAGGUCAGUCACCAUAUCAGUCAACACAAGGUCAACCACCAUCUCACAGUCAACACAAGGUCAACCACCAUCUCACAGUCAACACAAGGUCAGUCACCAUCUCACAUUCAACACAAGGACAACCACCAUCUCACAUUCAACACAAGGUCAGUCCCCAUCUCACAUUCAACACAAGGUCAGUCACCAUAUCAGUCAACACAAGGUCAACCACCAUCUCACAGUCAACACAAGGUCAGUCACCAUAUCACAGUCAACACAAGGUCAGUCACCAUUUUACAGUCAACACAAGGUCAGCCACCAUCUCACAUUCAACACAAGGUCAGCCACCAUCUCACAUUCAACACAAGGUCAGCCACCAUCUCACAGUCAACACAAGGUCAGCCACCAUCCCACAUUCAACACAAGGUCAGCCACCAUCUCACAGUCAACACAAGGUCAGCCACCAUCCCACAUUCAACACAAGGUCAGCCACCAUCUCACAUUCAACACAAGGUCAGUCACCAUCUCGCAUUCAACACAAGGUCAGUCACCAUCUCACAUUCAACACAAGGUCACUCACCAUCUCACAUUCAACACAAGGUCAGUCACCAUAUCAGUCAACACAAGGUCAACCACCAUCUCACAGUCAACACAAGGUCAGUCACCAUCUCACAUUCAACACAAGGUCAGUCACCAUCUCAGUUAACACAAGAUCAGCCGCAAUCUCACAGUCAACACAAGGUCAGCCGCAAUUUGGUCAACACAUGGUCAGCCGCAAUCUCACAUUCAACUCAAGGCCAGUCACUGCUUCAUAG
Molecule: messenger RNA, 3540 nt
Organism: Mizuhopecten yessoensis (Yesso scallop)
Lineage: Eukaryota; Metazoa; Mollusca; Bivalvia; Pectinida; Pectinidae
Product: mucin-3A-like
Exons: 2
Coding region: 1-3540 (1179 amino acids)
Source: RefSeq, a predicted model, not a curated record